UUUACCCUGCAGCACGGCUGAGUUGUGCGCGACGCAGAGUUGACAGUUGGCAGUUCACCUGUCUCAGUAUCAACACAGCAGUUUACCUUCACUUCUCAGUCGGGCAGCAGCAGCAGAUUAUUUACAACAUGAAAAGGAUCCAGAAGGAGAGACCAGACUCACCUGAACCCAGCUGUGUGUCCAUGAAGAGUGACUGGUCAAAGCAUGAAGCUAUUGAGUUCAAGAAGGCACCAGACUCACCUGAGCCCAGCUGUGUGUCCAUGAAGAGUGACUGGUCAAAGCAUGAAGCUAUUGAGUUCAAGAAGGCACCAGACUCACCUGAACCCAGCUGUGUGUCCAUGAAGAGUGAAUGGUCAAAGCAUGAAGCUAUUGAGUUCAAGGAGGGACCCCACUCUACUGACAAAAGGAGAGUCCACCAGCAGAGCUCAGAGCUUCCCAGAGGUCAGGUGGCUCAGGAUCAUCAAACAGACCUGGACUCCAUAUUUAAGAUGCUUGAGGAGAACAUGGUCACUUUUGUGAAGUAUGAGCUGAAAAGGAUCCAAAGCACUCUGAAUCCAGAUUACCCAGAAUGCUUAGAGAGUCAGAGUGAGGAUGAGGACAUGAUGGGUGGUGAAGAGGAAGAGCAGCGGAGGAGCAGCAGAGAGGUUUUUCUGCAGAUGACAUUGCACUUCUUGAGGAGAAUGAAGCAGGAGGAACUGGCUGACCGCCUUCAGAGCAAAACUCUUACUGCAGUUUGUCAACGUGAACUCAAAUCUCAUCUGAAGCAGAGGUUUCAGUGUGUGUUUGAGGGGGUUCCUAAACCAGGACAUCCAGCUCUUCUGAACCAGAUCUACACAGAGCUGUACAUCACAGAGGGAGGAAGUGGGGAGGUCAAUGCUCAACAUGAGGUCAGACAGAUCGAAACAGCAUACAGGAGACCAGCGGGAACAGAAACAGUAAUAAACUGUGAGGACAUCUUUAAACCUUUACCUGGGAGAGAUAAACCAGUCAGAACAGUGAUGACAAAGGGAGUGACUGGCAUUGGGAAAACAGUCUUAGCACAGAAGUUCACUCUUGACUGGGCUGAAGGCAAAACUAACAAGGAUAUACAGUUCACAUUUACAUUCACUUUCAGAGACCUGAAUUUACUUAGAGCGAAAAAGUUCAGCUUGGUGGAACUUCUUCAUCACUUCUUUAUUCAGACCAAGGAAGCAGGAAUCAGAAAGUUUGAGCAGUUCCAGGUUCUGUUCAUCUUUGUCGGUCUGGAUGAGUGUCGACUUCCUCUGGACUUCAAGAACAACCAGAUCCUGACUGAUGUUACAGAGUCCACCUCAGUGGACGCUCUGCUGACAAACCUCAUCAGGGGGAACCUGCUUCCCUCUGCUCGCCUCUGGAUAACCACACAAUCUGCAGCAGCCAAUCAGAUCCCUCCUGAGUGCGUUGACAUGGUGACGGAGGUGAGAGGCUUCACUGACCCACAGAAGGAGGAAUACUUCAGGAAGAGAUUCAGAGAUGAGAAGCAGGCCAACAGAAUCAUCUCCCACAUCAAGACGUCACAAAGUGUCCACAUCAUGUGCCACAUCCCAGUCUUCUGCUGGAUCACUGCUACAGUUCUGGAGGAUGUGUUGAAAACCAGUGAGAGAGGAGAGCUUCCCAAGACCCUGACUGAGAUGUACAUCCACUUCCUGGUGGUUCAGUCCAAAGUGCAGAACAUCAAGUAUCACGGCAGAGCUGAGACAGAUCCACACUGGACACCAGAGACCAGAGAGAUGAUCCUGUCUCUGGGAAAACUGGCUUUUGAGCAGCUGGAGAAAGGAAACCUGAUCUUCUAUGAAGAAGACCUGGCAGAGUGUGGCCUUGAUAUCAGAGCAGCCUCAGUGUACUCUGGAGUGUUCACACAGAUCUUUAAAGAGGAGCGUGGGCUGUACCAGGACAAGGUUUUCUGCUUCGUCCAUCUGAGCAUUCAGGAGUUUCUGGCUGCAGUUUAUGUCUUUCUGACCUUCACCAACUCUGGUGUCAAUGUGAUGAAAGAAAAACAGCAAACCUUCCCAUCAUCCAUGACAUCAAGAAAUUUACAAGACCUCUACCAGAGUGCUGUGGACAAGGCCUUACAGAGUCCAAAUGGACACCUGGAUUUGUUUCUGCGCUUGCUCUUGGGCCUUUCAGUGGAGACCAACCAGCGUCUCCUACGAGGCCUGAUGACACAGACAGGAAGUAGCUCACAGACCAAUCAGGAAACAGUCCAGUACAUCAAGGAGAAGAUCAGAGAGAAUCCCUCUCCAGAGAGAAGCAUCAACCUGUUCUACUGUCUGAAUGAGCUGAAUGACAAUUCUCUAGUGGAGGAGAUCCAACGGCACCUGAGUUCAGGACGUCUCUCCACAGACAAACUCUCUCCUGCUCAGUGGUCAGCUCUGGUCUUCAUGUUGCUGUCAUCAGAAGAAGGUCUGGACGUGUUUGACUUGAAGAAAUACUCUUCAUCAGAGAAGGCUCUUCUGAAACUGCUACCAGUGGUCAAAGCAUCUAAAAUAUCUGUUCUGAGUGGCUGUAAUCUGUCAGAGAGAAGCUGUGAGGCUCUGGCCUCAGUUCUCAGCUCCCAGUCCUCCAGUCUGAGAGAGCUGGACCUGAGCAACAAUGACCUGCAGGAUUCAGGAGUGAAGCGUCUCUCUGCUGGACUGUCCAGUCCAAACUGUAGACUGAAGGCUCUCAGGCUGUCAGGCUGUCUGCUCACACAGGAAGGCUGUGCUGCUCUGGCCUCAGCUCUGAGCUCCAACCCCUCCCAUCUGAGAGAGCUGGACCUGAGCUACAAUCAUCCAGGAGCCUCAGGAGAGAAGCUGCUCUCUGCUGGACUGGAGGAUCCAACCUGGAGCCUGGAGGCUCUCAGGGUGGACCAUGGUGGAACUCAGAUGUUGAAACCAGGCCUGAGGAAAUAUGCCUGUGACGUCAAACUGGACCCAAACACAGCACACAGAAACCUCACUGUGUCUGAGGACAACAGAAAGGCGACGCUGAUGAGGAAGAAGCAGCCAUAUCCUGAUCACCCAGAGAGAUUUGACAUCUAUCAACAGGUGCUGUGUGGAACUGGUCUGACUGGGAGGUGUUACUGGGAGGUCAAGUGGGACGGAUGGGUUAACAUAGGAGUGACUUACAGAGGAAUCAGACGCAGAGGAAACAGUGUUGACUGCUGUCUUGGAGGAAACGACAAAUCCUGGAGUGUGUUAUGCUCAGAUGAAAGCUACCUUGCCUGGCACAAUAACAGAAACACAGUCAUACACACCCCGUCCACUUCGAACAGAGUAGCAGUGUAUCUGGACUGGCCUGCUGGCUCUCUGUCCUUCUACAGCGUCUCCUCUGACGCUCUGAUCCACCUCCACACCUUCACCUGCACCUUCACUGAACCUCUGUACCCUGCCUUCGGGCUUAAUUUAGAGUUGUCUGGUUCCUCAGUGUCUCUGUGUCAUAUGGAGGACAGAGAAUCGCCUCCGGUGUAAAAAACACUCACUCCUGAAAUGUGAGUUCACAGUGUACACCUACAUCCUAAAGUGGGUAACCUGAUGUUUUGUAGAGAUUGCACAGGGAAAAAAUGCUUCCCUCCAAGUUUUAGGGCGAUUGUGCUGAGGAUGACACUGUGCCAAAGCAACAGGUGUGCUCCAUAAUACAAAACACACCCCGUCCCAUCAUCGACCCUAACUUCAGUGUCGGUGGUGCAGGUGCUGCUUGUGAUGCAGCUGAUUUUUUCUAGGCUGUAAACAGGAGAUAGAUUCACUCCCUCCUUUGGAUGUGUUGGUUUGCCCUUUCUUAAUUAUCAGUGAGAAUAACAUCUGCACAAAACAGCUUCCUCAAAUGGCAGCAAGAUGUCAGCAAACCACACACAGUGGUCUUUAAUGCUUGCACCAGACAAAGACACAAGAGAGGAUCUGGGGUGUAGAGCUCAUAUUCAGGGCUCUAUUUUAUCAUCUGAAAAGCACGCGCAGGUGCACUUAGGACGUGUCCAAGUCCACUUCUGCUAUUUUAACGGCAGAGAAAAUGGCCGUUGCACCAGGCGCCAGGCUCAAAAGGGUUGUACAUAGUCGCUUCAGUAAUCACGGGUGUGUUUCAGGUGUAACAUGCCGUAAACAAAUCAUAGUGCCAUCUCACACUCCCUUUAAAAGCCAGGUCAGUUGCACCUUGACUGAUUGCUUAUUAUAAUCCCUGGUGGAACAUUUCCCAAUAGUGUAAGUAAGUACUGGGAAAUAUUUUGGAUUUUUUUUUUUUUUUUUUUGUAUAUUUGUUUUUUAAUGUUGUAAUCUUUUAUCAUGGCUUCAAUGAUUACAAUGAAAUGACUCAUGAAUGCCUUUUUAAAAAUUGCUGUACUUAUUCAUUUGGCCCUGUUGUCUGUGUCUGGCAUCACUGUAAAACAACAAAAUAUCAUAAUUCAUUCUUUGUUUUUAAUCACUGGCAUUUUAAAGUAUCUCUUGAUGUAUGAGGGAUAAGAAGUGUAUUCUGGGGUUUUGAUG
Myripristis murdjan (pinecone soldierfish) is the source of this 4472-nucleotide messenger RNA. Its product is annotated as NACHT, LRR and PYD domains-containing protein 3-like. The transcript has 10 exons. Gene Ontology annotation, molecular function: protein binding. The record is from RefSeq and is a predicted model, not a curated record. The coding region runs from base 129 to 3467 and encodes 1112 amino acids. NCBI's taxonomy places the organism in Eukaryota, Metazoa, Chordata, Actinopteri, Holocentriformes, Holocentridae.